AUGAACGACCGAAUCAUACCUGUAGCAGAGAAAAUAACCGAAAUUAUACAGACUGUUAUGAAAUUCGAUCCGAAUACGUCGAAUGUCCGCGUUAUUGACCGCUUAACUAAGGGAGUCACGGCGCAAGAUUUGCUGGAAGAUCACAACGUAGUGGAAAGCGCGAAAGCGGACGCCUAUGUCACGGACAUUCUUUACCACAUAAUGAACAGAGUAUUCUGGCUCUCUGAUCCCGGCUGUAGUUUUCCCGGAGUUAAACUCAAGCACAAAGAGAUACAAACUUAUAUCAAAUACUAUAACGAUCUUGGAAAGAUUGUUCUCGAUGCAGACACGCAAACCAUUCUGACCUGCGAGCCAAGGCAAUCCAACACAAGUCUACUUACCGAGUGGACGGCAAUAAAAUCGUUUCUGCGCGAUAUCAUUGAGGAAUGCUUGGAAAACGGUAUUCGUCCACUGGUCACGGCGGACUUGAUACUGAACGAGGUGGUCGAAAGAUGCGCUGGUCAAAUCCGUUUACCGUACAGGGAUGAAAUGGUACAGACAUUGGCAUCGUGCCAAGUACUCGAGGGCACGAACGACGAGAUACUUAGAAAGCUACGGCUCGAUGUCAUUGUCGAUACCUUCGAAUCGUCGGUAAUAGUAUUAUCAGUCGUUGGGGUUCUCUUGUGUAACACUUACUUUGAAAUACACCAAAAAGCCCCUACCGUUGCCGCUGAUAUCAUAGGCCGUCUGCUAAAGAAGUCGGUGUUUGUAGCUGAAAAAGUUGCAGCGAUCCGCCAAGAAGGGGCAUCACGUAAACCAAUGGAUGAUAUACUUGGCGCGAGAACCCGACGACUGAGAGAUUUAUUGGAGAACAAAGCCGUGGCAUCGUUCAGCACAAGUACACAAACCGGAUUGGCUGGUGUGCCAGACCUAGUAGAAUUGAAUGAACCUAAAAAAACAAUUUGCUCGACUUGCGUAAGGCGCUCAGAGUGUUCCGUUUGCGUGGCUAAUGUUGAUAAAGAAUGGAAUGGUCCACCUGGAGUCAGGAGGGAAGAAAUUCAUGGGAAGAUACUCAGGACCCAAGAUAUUUUAAUCGCGUACAACCCCUGUUACGUGAUGGCAACACCAUCCAAAACCAGCGAAAAUCAGCCUUCCGUUACACUAUCAAGUCAAUUUCACACAGUGGCCAUAUCAGCUGCAUCCAAAAGAACGCAACUCCUCUUAGAAGCCAACCUUCGAGCUUGCACUUCAUCCUCGACGUCUAGCUCAAUUCUGGACAAACCAGAAACCCAGAGACGAAAAUCCAACUGCAUUCAACCAUCGAAUACGAAACUGGCAGCUGCAGAUUCGUUGGAAGAAUGGGCAAGAAUGGUGCACGGCUUUACAUUUACUCCUGAUGCGUGGUCGGUGUGCGGUUCAAACAGUUGUGGCAGCGGCACCGUCAUAAACCCGUACCCAAUUUCGGCGACGCAAAUCUCUGGAAUACAAUAUAAAGAGGACCGUACAAGGAGUGGAUGCAACUUGCCCAUACAAUCUGUAAAGGCUUUGCGUAUUCUAAAAAAUAUUUUCAACCGAAAUCAAGAAUCAUGCAGCGACUGUACCUGCGAACGCCAGAUGAAUCGUGACAGACCCACUGUGAAGAGGGGGCAAGGGAGCAGAGGAAUGACAAGUACCGCACUGGCAGCUGACGUAAUCUGUAGCAAAUCAUCCGGGAUAACCAAGGAGGAGAGCAAGGAUGGAGCAAAGUGGAAUGGGGGCAUGAGUAAUUCACUGCAUAGGGUUCAAACUGUCAAGCUCAGCGAGCGUAAGUCGAGAGAAUUGGACUCUGGUAAAAAGCUGUACAGUAAGAGCCUCGAGGUUGUUCCGAUUAUCCAUUUGUCGAGUCGAAAAAAUAAAAGCUAGUCAAUAACUAAAACCUGGGUUGUAUCACCCGUGUACCAUUUUUACUAUUCUUUGUUUUUUUCAAAAAGUAAAUAUCACUUAUUCAAUUAAAAUAUAGGUAGUUCGAUGUCAUACCAUUUUUUGAGUCGUUGAAAGCAGCAACAAAAGCGUAAUGCAAUGAAAUGGAAAUUAGUUUUUCUCACGGUCCAAGUGUUCUUAAAAAAUAAUUAUUAUUGUAACAAUGGUUUGAUCGAAAAUCACAUUCAAUUGCGUUCUCAUACAGUUGAAGCGUCGACAACCGCUCUAUAAUAAUAGAUAUUUGAAAUGAUACAUAAUAAUUAUAAAA
Molecule: messenger RNA, 2206 nt
Organism: Diprion similis
Lineage: Eukaryota; Metazoa; Arthropoda; Insecta; Hymenoptera; Diprionidae
Exons: 4
Coding region: 1-1881 (626 amino acids)
Source: RefSeq, a predicted model, not a curated record